AUGGUUUUUAAACGAGCUAUCUACAUAGUUGCAGCACGUCGUACUCCCUUUGGUACCUAUGGUGGUAAAUUAAAAGAUUUCUCAGCUACACAUUUACAAGAAAUUGCUAAUCGUGCUGUUUUCAAACAAGCAAAUUUAUCACCUGAAGCUAUUGAUAGUACAAUAGUUGGAAAUGUAAUGCAGUCAUCAUCUGAUGCUGCUUAUAUUGCUCGCCAUGCAGCUUUACGUGCUGGUGUACCAACGAAUGUUCCAGCAUUAACAGUUAAUCGCCUCUGUGGAUCAGGUUUUCAAUCGAUUAUAACCGGUGGACAAGAAAUUGAAUUAGGCGAUUCAAAUGUUGUGUUAUGUGGUGGCACAGAAAGCAUGUCACAAGCUCCAUAUGCAGUACGAAAUGUUCGAUUUGGAACAAAAUUAGGACAAGAUUUAAAACUUGAAGAUACACUUUGGCAAGGUUUAACAGAUGAAUACGCAAAAACUCCCAUGGGUAUAACAGCUGAGAAUUUAGCAAAAAAAUAUAAUAUAACACGUCAAGAUGCCGAUCAAUAUGCAUUUCAAUCGCAGCAACGUUGGAAAAAAGCAAAUGAUCAAGGUGUUUUUAAAGAUGAAAUUGAGCCAAUAAAAACUAAAGGAAAGAAAGGUGAGGAAAUCUUUGAUACAGAUGAACAUCCACGUCCACAAACAAGUCUUGAACAAAUGUCGAAAUUACCUGCUGUGUUCAUAAAAGACAAAGGAACAGUUUCGGCUGGUAAUGCGAGCGGUGUAUGUGAUGGUGCUGGUGCUGUUAUUAUUUGUGAUGAAGAAUCAUUGAAAAAAUAUAAUCUAAAACCGUUAGCUCGUCUAGUUGGAUAUCAUGUUAGUGGUGUUGAACCAACAUUAAUGGGUUUUGGUCCAGUACCUGCAAUUGAAAAUUUAUUAAAGAAAACAAAAAAACAAAUAUCUGAUAUUGAUUUAUUUGAUAUCAAUGAAGCAUUUGCACCACAAUUUCUUGCUUGUCAAAAAGUUUUGCAGUUACCAAAUGAAAAAACGAAUGUCAACGGAGGUGCUAUUGCUCUUGGCCAUCCAUUGGGUGCAUCAGGCACACGAAUAACAGCAAAUCUUAUCUAUGAAUUGAAACGACGCCAAGGAAAAUAUGCUGUUGGUGCUGCUUGUAUUGGCGGCGGUCAAGGAAUAUCAGUAUUACUUGAGCGUGUUUAA
Molecule: messenger RNA, 1194 nt
Organism: Rotaria socialis
Lineage: Eukaryota; Metazoa; Rotifera; Eurotatoria; Philodinida; Philodinidae
Source: the annotation of a GenBank genome assembly